Entrophospora candida is the source of this 753-nucleotide messenger RNA. Lineage: Eukaryota; Fungi; Glomeromycota; Glomeromycetes; Entrophosporales; Entrophosporaceae. The record is from the annotation of a GenBank genome assembly.
AUGAGGCCAACUGAUUCUGAUGCAAGAUCGCCUUGCCCUGCUCUUAAUUGUUUAGCAAAUCAUGGAUACAUUCCUCGUAAUGGAAAAGAUAUUACAAUAUGUCAAUUGAUGAAUGGUUUAAUGAAAGGUUUUAAUCUUUCAAGAGGUUUGGCUAUUUUCCAAACAUUAAAUACCUUUUCAUACUUUGGAAAAAUAUUCAAAAAUAAAUUAUCACUAGAAGAUUUACAUCAACAUAAUAAACUUGAACAUGAUGCAUCAAUAACUCGUAUUGAUAAAGACUUGGGCCCUAAUUGGGAAGUUAAUCAUGAUUUGAUAAAUUUAUUCCUGGGACAACAACAAUAUGAUGGAAAAAUAACCAAAGAUUCUUUCAUGAAAAUUCACAAAAUACGUUACAACGAUUCUAAAAGUAAUAACACCAACUUUACAUAUGAGUGGAAACAAAACAACUUGGCUUUUGGUGAAUACAGUUUGUUCUUGACUAUUAUAGGUGCUGCUACAAACAACGAAGUUGAUGUGGAUUGUGCUGAUAGUAUUUUGAGAGAUGAAAGAAUCCCCAGCGAUUGGAAGUUUGGUGAAUCUUCUAUCACUUUAAUUAAAUUAUUAAAAUAUCAAAAAUACCUUGAAACGCAAUACAAAGAAAAAUAUGGAGAUGAUGAUGUUGAUAAUAAUAAUAGCAAGAAUAAAAAUGAGAUUGAGAAUAGCAAGAAGAAUGAUAGUUUUUAUAAAAAAACAAUUAGAUUAUUAAAGCAUUAA